AUGCCAAAACAAAGAGGUUUUCGUCCUCAAGGGCUAAUAGCCCCGAUACAAAGAAUUAAAUAUAAUGGACCGACAAUAUUAGACAAGAUAAAUAGAGAGACAAGACCAACAUGGGAUGACUUAAAAGAUAGAAUUAAAAAUCAAGAAGGAAAUAGAAUGCUAGAAGAAUAUGAAAAUGCGAAAUACGUAGAAGAAUUAAAUAAAAAUAGAGAAGAAAAAAUAAAAGAACAAGAAAAAAGAUAUAUUAAAAAGUUGAAAAAGGAAUAUAAAAAAAAAUAUAAGAAAAAAAGUGAUGAUAGUAGCAUGGAAAGUUCAGAAGAUAACAUCUCAGAAAAAAAGAAAAGAAAAAGAAAAAGGAAAAAAAAAAAAGAUAGACAUUCUUAUUCUCAUAGUAGUGAUACAUUAUCCAGUAAUUCAGAUAAAAAAAAACACAAAAAACAAAAAAAAAAUGAUGAUAUAAAUCCAUAUAAAUUAUCAAGCUUUUUUAAAAUGAAAUAA
Plasmodium relictum is the source of this 498-nucleotide messenger RNA. RefSeq names its product conserved Plasmodium protein, unknown function. The record is from RefSeq and is a predicted model, not a curated record. Lineage: Eukaryota; Apicomplexa; Aconoidasida; Haemosporida; Plasmodiidae. The transcript is spliced from 3 exons. Bases 1 to 498 code for a protein of 165 amino acids.